Molecule: messenger RNA, 1833 nt
Organism: Chlamydomonas reinhardtii
Lineage: Eukaryota; Viridiplantae; Chlorophyta; Chlorophyceae; Chlamydomonadales; Chlamydomonadaceae
Exons: 2
Coding region: 146-592 (148 amino acids)
Source: RefSeq, a predicted model, not a curated record
CUUUCAUAUUUUUGAAAUGCGCCCGUAUCCACACGGCUAUAGCCAACGACUCGUCAAAAGUACGCCAAGGCUUCAAAAACUGCUGCCAUGCUUUCGAACUGGUCAAUUUCGUAGUCGCUCUGUUCCAGAAGCAAACCACAUAACUAUGACCAUGGGUUCUUCCGCAACCAUAGCGGAUGUGCUCGGAGGAGUCCUCGCGCUGGCGUACACGGUCAUAAGUGUACCCUGCGUCGUGUUCUCGCCGAUGAUUUUUGACGCCCCUGGCUCCUCAAAAAACACACUGACGCGCCUGCUCUUCGUGACUGUGCUCCCCGCACCCAUCUGUGGGUGCGUGUCGAUGUUCCUCGCCGUCAGCCGAAUAAUGUUCCUGCAGCUGAUACCGGGGACCUCGGCGGCGCCACCGGCCUCGUUCGGUCUUGAGCUGCUGCUGGUGCUGACACCCGUGCUAGUGCAGCUGGCUGCAUUGGCGUCGGCCAUAGUGCUUCUCCAGGUGCUGCAGGGAGGGAGCUUCAGCGUUCCAGACCGGCAGAGCAAAGCUCCCGGUAGCUCUACAUCUGUGGGCGGUGGUAACGCGCUUGACGAUAAAGCGUAACAUUGCGGUAGGUGUCUCGGUGAUUGGGGUGUGUCGUAGUGACCUUCUAGCUUCUAGCAUACCGGUGCUGUGUGUUUCCAAUCUGGAACGUUUUCAUGACAUCGUGGAGUGAGCCGUGUGGCUCGGUAUGUUCGCACGUGCUACCCUUUUCUGUCCGGGCAAUCCUGUUGUAGGAGAGCAAAAGGUCAGGAGGGGGAAAAGACCGUGUAUGUAAUACAGGUGUAUGAGGCAGUGUGUGGACGGUGGCCCUCCCGUGUGCCCACGGGGCCUAGUGCCGCAGCUGCUGGAGGUUGCGGCGCGCGCGGACGCGGAGUUGUUGCGGGCGCUCUGGGCGGGGCCCUUCUAGUGUGCUGACCCGGUAUGGCGGCGUAUUAGUGCGUGUGUGCCUGCGUCUGGUCGUGCGCCGGCGGAUUGCGUGGGGCCUGUGCCCCGGUUUGCUGCGGAUUGGUGCGUGUGUGACUGCGCCUGGUCGUGCGCUUGCAGUGGUUCCGGUGUAGUCGCUUUGGACUGCUUUGUUGCUGGGUCAGAUCGCGCGGCCGCAUGGAUCGGUGUGCGUGCGUGGCGGUCGGGUAGCCGCUGCCUGUGUUACCUCGCCUGCUUGGGGCCCAGAGCCCGGUUUGCAGUGUGUUGGUGCGGGGGUGCCGGCGCUCUGGUGUGUGUGUCGGUUUCCCGUUGUCGCGGUGGUUGGGGCUUGGGUGCUGGGUUUCCGUGUUUCUCUUUCUUUACAUUUUUUGCUCUUUUCUAUGAUUUUGGUGGUUGCUUCGCCUGUUUCUUUAUGGGCAUCGGUAUGCCCUAGCUUUGCCCCGGAGGGGCGCCCUUGGGUUUCGGUGGCUGGUGCGGUUGUCCCUUGCUUUCUGCUUGCUCGCGUUGCAGGUUAUGUGCCAGUGUGAUGCUGCACCUUCUCGCUCCUUCUUGUAAUCACUCUCAGAGAUAAAAGGGUGCAUGGCAUCAAAGUUGGAAGGGGGCCACGGGGUGGCACGACUGAUUACGACGGACUACGUGAAGGCAGGUGCAGGGGCAGGGACGGCGGGGGCUUGAUGGCGAUCCUUUAACGCUUGCGCUGCUGUUGGUCGGUGCUGGAAGAGUUGAUUGGUGCAGGCGGACUGAAGGAGGUGGGUGAUGUAUAAGGGUACCGUGCAGACCGCGAUGGUGAACAGGCAGCGAACCCGCAUAGCAGGAGAGGCCAACACGGGCCAACGCAGGCGCCAGCGGGGCACGUGCGUGCGUUAAAGCGCGCCCCA